AUGACGGUCGAUUGGCGCGUCUUCCUUCAGGAAGUCGUUCGCAUCCUGCUCAACCCCAAGACCUGGGUCGAUGUUUACUGGCCUGCUUCCCGCAAGUACUUCUUCUCCCUCCUCUUCAUCGGUGUCAUCUGUGCCAAAGCCCUUCACCUCUACUCUCACCUAAACUCCCUCACCCUCGGCCGCUUUCUCCUCUGGGGCCCGACCUUCUUCGUCCAAGAUGUCGUGUGCAUCCUCAUCGCGCAGAUCCUCUGCCAAAAAUUCCAUAGUCGCUGGUUCCGCGCAUUGGCCGCUCCGGUCAUGAUCUUCGCCAGUCUGAUGAUCUCCGGGCUUGCCGCCGCCAACAUCUCCUUCUAUAUCCAAACCGGUGCCGAAAUCCAUUGGCGACAGGCGCACUCCUUCCACCGCGACGCCGCCUCCGUCAAGACCCUCCUCACCGGUCUCACCGGCAUCGUCAUCGGCGAGGUCCUCUUUACCGCAGCCGCCUGGAUCAGCACUCCCUACCUCUACAAUUGGGUCCGCGGGGGCGUCCGUGUCCUCAAGGCCACCGUCGAGCCGCUGUGUAUCUGCUGCAAGCGCCGCGCCAAGACAAAUAAGAAGAACAGCAACAGCAGCAACUCCCCCGACUAUGAACAGGUGGCCUACGACGACUGGGACGAGGAGUCCGGCGAGUCCCAAUCCAUGCUGGAUCUCCAGGAUUCCAUGAAACCCUUGCCCAAAUCUUCGGGAUCGUCCAACCGGUCCAGGCCAUCUCUUCUCCUACGCAUCCUCGUCGGCUCGGCCGCCUUCGUCGUCCUUCUCCUCCGCUUCAUCCGGCCCUCGGAAACCGCGUACGCUUUCCUCUCGCAGACCGUCAUUAUCACUCCCUUCGAAAAGAUCGAGCGCGACCAGACCUCCGCAGUGGACGUACCCGAUCUGCCAGGCGACUGGAGCUGGCUCUUCAACCACACCGCUCUGGCCGCAACCCCGAAGCUGGAUUGGCUCCCGGAUAAGAAACUACCCGGUUUUCGCGAUUGGCGCAAGUCACAAAAGGACAAGGAAUAUCUGCAUUAUGACCCGGCUCAUGACCCGCUCAAGAUCUCCAAUCUUGACAAGGAGGUUCUCGAGCCGCUCCGCGACGCCCUCAAGGGUGGCAAGGUGAACAUCAAGCACGUCUUUUUGCUGAAGCUCGAGAGUACUCGAGCCGAUGUCUUCCCCUUGCGCAAGGAAUCUUACCUGGGCGAGCUUAUCCAAAAGUCGUACGGUGGAGAGAUCCCCGAUGAGAUCGAAGAAAGGCUGGCCAAUUUGACCCGCAAUGCGGCACGGUACACCAACACCCCGUCCGGUUUCAAUGGCGAAGAAGAUGUGAAGCCGUAUGGAGGUAUGUACAUGCGGAAUGCGUACACGGGUGAUACUUUCACCCUGAAGAGUAUUCUGGCUAGUGUCUGCGGCAUUGCACCAUUGGUGGUCGACUUCAACCGCGAGUAUCUGCACCACAUCUACGAACCUUGCAUGCCACAGGUUUUCAACGCCCUGAACCACCUUUCCAAUCAUACCCACGACGGGGCGAAGUCGGACGAUUUCACCACCUGGCCCUGGCAUUCGACGUUCAUGCAGAGUAUCACCGACAACUACGACAACCAGGACCUGCUGAUCCCGGCACUCGGCUUCAAGGACAAGGUCACCGACAAGAAGAUCACCGAGGAUUACAAGGCGAAGAAUGGCACGGCUCCGGAAAAGUACAACUUCUGGGGCUACCCCGAGCACGAACUGCGGGAGUACUUCCUCAAUGCCCUCAAGCAUGCCGAAAAGAAGCACGAGCGGGUCUUCCUCACUCACCUCACUGGUCAAACACAUCAUCCGUGGGAUAUGCCUGCGGGCGACGAGUAUGAGGAAUACAUCCACUCUAGCAUGUUCAACCACAAUGGCAAGGUGAACCGCUACCUCAAUACCCUCGGAGUGGCCGACAAGUGGCUCGGUGAGGUUGCCGAGGUACUGGAGGAAGCCGGUGUGGCCGAUGAAACCCUUGUUGUCAUGGUCGGCGACCACGGCAUCUCCUUAAUCGAGGACGGUGGUGUCACCCCCUACGACAACCCGCAUGUCUCCAACUUCCAUGUUCCCUUGGUGUUCUCCCACCCAAAACUGCCACCAAUCAAUAUCGAUUCUCGAGUCACUUCGAUGCAGAUCCUGCCUACGAUCUUUGAUCUUCUGGUCGAGUCUGGCUCAUUAGACAAGGAGCAGACCAAGGCUAUCCAGGAUCUUCUGCCUCUGUAUGAAGGUCAGUCGAUGAUCCGCGAGACCGUUCCCGCGAAGGAUGGCAAGCGUGACUGGCAAUUCACUGUCAUGAAUACCGGAGCGACUUGGCUGGCUCUGCGAUCUGCCGACAAGCCCUACCGCCUGGUGAUCCCGCUGGUACCCGACGUCGAAUGGCGAUUCUCCAACGUCGACAUCGACCCGCACGAGCUGGACACCCAGCAGUCAUUCAACCUGCUCCCGCUGAUCGACCAAGUGGCCCGAGCCCACGAUGAAGAGGCGGUUGACUGGGUCAAGGAAGCUGCCCAGGUCACCAAGUGGUGGGUUAGUGAGAACUGGCGUCGCUACGAGUACGAGCCGGAAUCAUGA
This is a messenger RNA of Penicillium argentinense, 2598 nucleotides long. Its product is annotated as sulfatase domain protein. The coding region runs from base 1 to 2598 and encodes 865 amino acids. The record is from RefSeq and is a predicted model, not a curated record. The transcript has a single exon. Lineage: Eukaryota; Fungi; Ascomycota; Eurotiomycetes; Eurotiales; Aspergillaceae.